Linum tenue is the source of this 2586-nucleotide messenger RNA. Lineage: Eukaryota; Viridiplantae; Streptophyta; Magnoliopsida; Malpighiales; Linaceae. The record is from the annotation of a GenBank genome assembly.
AUGUGGAACUUCGCAUCAAACUGUCUUGCUGGAAGUGUCAGUUUAAACAGCUCAUCAAGUUCAAAGCCAAAUCAAGUCACCCCAUCUGAAUACUCGGACGAUGAAGCAUCUUCUGUUGUGAGCAGAGAAGAAGGCCUGGAGUGCCCAAUAUGCUGGGAAUCCUUCAACAUUGUGGAAAACGUGCCCUACGUCCUGUGGUGCGGUCAUACCCUUUGCAAAAACUGCAUAUUGGCUCUCCAGUGGGCUGUUGUGAAGUUCCCAACUUUACCAGUUCAACUCCCGCUUUUCAUCUCCUGUCCAUGGUGCAAUCUCUUGUCAUUUCGCCUGGUCUAUGGUGGAAACCUCAAGUUUCCACGCAAGAACUACUUCCUACUAUGGAUGGUUGAAAGCAAGAAUGAUGAUAGAGUCAAGACUCGUGCAUCAUCUACCUUUGAGGAUCAUCCAAAUGUUUGGUCGGCGAAUUCCAGCUUGGCUGGUUCUGGAAGUCAACAUAAUAAUCACCAUCACCACCUGCGGCAAUCUAGGUCAAGCCAUGAUGCUGUUCAUGGCAACAAUAAUCCUCAUUUCCUCAGUGUGGGGAGGAUAAAAUCAUCGCUGCAGAAGUCGUUGGUUUUCUUUGUUCACCUUACUGCCAAGUUCCCUUUGGUCAUCAUAUUCCUUCUGAUCAUCUUAUACGCCGUACCUGCCAGUGCAGCCAUUCUGGCGCUGUACGUUCUCAUCACUGUUCUGUUUGCCAUACCGUCGUUUCUCAUACUCUAUUUUGCUUAUCCCAGGUCUAUGUUGGCAGCAGAGGUACUGGAGGCAGAAGCCAUCUUCUGCACUGUACUGGUUUCUGGUCAUUUCGAGAGAUCUCUUUAUAAUCUAGCAGUGUCUUUCAAGGACCCAAAUCAUGGAUUCCUUGGUGGGUCAUCGUUGAAGUUCAAGGAUCUCUGUUGGGAAUCCAAACCCAGAUUCUCCACCAGCAGCAGAAGCGCAAGAAGACUGGGGCUUGUAGUUGCUGCUGUAGAAGAAGAAGAAGCCAUCUCAAAGGGAAGCUCUGAUGGCAGAUUUUACUUCAACUUCACUGGCUUUCCUUUUCCUCUUGGCCCUUUUCUCAACAGGCGCACUAUUAGAACUGAGGUUGUGAAAGGAUCCAUAUGGCUGUUUGAACAAGAACAAGCAUUAGGGUUCAGCAGUGUCUCCACAAACAUCAGAAUGACAGUCAUCAAGCUCAAAUCUGGAGGCUUGUGGGUACAUGCUCCCAUUGCCCCAACAAAGGAGUGCAUUCAGCUUCUGAAGGAUUUAGAUGCCCCUGUGGAGUAUAUCAUUCUGCCCACAUUUGCUUACGAGCACAAAAUAUUUGUUGGUCCGUUCUCUAGGAAGUUCCCCAAUGCAAAAAUUUGGGUUGCACCAAGGCAGUGGAGUUGGCCAUUGAAUUUGCCACUUGAGUUCUUCGGGAUCUUUGGUGCCAAAACAUUGAAAGACGAGGACUUGUCAACUCCUUGGGCGGACGACAUUGAGCAAAAGGUUCUCAGUGCACCUGAAGUUGGGCUUGGGCCUUAUGUGGAGGUUGCUUUCUAUCAUAAGCGCUCAAGAUCACUUCUGGUAACCGAUGCUGUGAUUUUUGUCCCAAGAAAGCCACCUGACUGUAUUGGUAAAGAUUCACUGUUAGCCUCUGCAAAGAAUGGCUUAGCAGUGAAAAUCCUUAGUAAGGGGAAGGAAGUAUCCGAGGAGCCUGUUGUCGAUAAUCCAACGAACCGUCAAAAGGGGUGGGAAAGAAUGGUUCUCCAGAUCCUAUUCCUCGGUCCAUCUAAUCUCUUAGAACCCAAUGCCAGUUUUGCUCAGAUGUCCCAGAAAUUGAUAGUAUCACCCAUCGUAAAGACACUAGUAUUCAGCAAAGUACCAGAAAAGGUGAGGGAUUGGAUAGAUAGGAUCGGGAAGGACUGGAGAUUCAAGAGGAUCAUCCCAGCCCAUUUCGCUGCUCCAGUGAAUGCCAGUAGGUCAGAUUUCAUGGCUGCAUUUGCAUUUCUGGACGAUCUAUUGGGGGAACAAUAUGCUACUCGGCCAUCACUAUCUCUCCUCUUCGCAUCCAUCAUGGGGAAAGCUGCAACUUACUUCCCUCCGGAUGACAUGAAGACUCUAUCAUCCCUUGAUCAGUUCUUAGUUUCUGUUGGUGCAGUCAAGAAGACUGUCUCAGGCCGCCGGAAGAGAAAAGCAGCAUUCUAGAACUGCAAUGUAAGCAUCAUCUGUCUCUAGUACUUGCUGUUGAUAAUACACAAAUACUUGUGCCAUAGUUUAGUCGUCAUAGUGAUUCCAAAUUUCACAAAGUUGAAUAUAUAUACCUUCGAUUUAAGCACGCAUUAACAGUUUCGACCCACAUUUUCUGCGUUUCCUCGGAUUUCAAAUAUUUUUGCAGAACAAGUCGCAAUGGCUGUGGGUUUCUUGUGUCCUUUGUUGUUAUGAUGUGAUUGUUGUUGGAACAUUGUUUAUAUGUUUGAUGAAAUUGGACUAUCGGUUGGCCAUAACUGUGGUACCCGCCAAAACAGCAUUCGUCCAUAUAACUAGUUUCAUAAUGAUAAAUUUGGCCGGCGUCCCAUCCAUUCCCCA